GACUCAAGCAAGCCCGCAUCAACCCCACCACCGCCGGCCAAACAGCCAGACAGACUGACAGAGAGACAGGCUGCUUGCCGCGCUGUGAUCUGCUGCAACAGACAGACAACCACCCGACACAUACGCCGCCUCUUGACAAUCCAGCAGGGCACCCCAGAUCCGCGCACCAGAGAGCCGCCAUGCCCACCAUCUCCGUCGACAAGUACGACCUCUUCGAGGCCCUCGGUCAAAAAUACACGACCGAGGAGUUUGAGGCCCUGUGUUUCGAAUUUGGCAUCGAGCUCGACGAAGACACCGAAAAUGACGAGCGCCCCAUAGUCGAUGGCGUGCAGGAGCCGCCACAGCUCAAGAUUGAGAUCCCGGCCAACCGCUACGACAUGUUGUGCUUCGAGGGCAUCGCCCUGAUGCUCAAGAUCUUCCUCCAGAAGCAGGAGACCCCCAAGUUCCGCCUUGUCGAGCCCGCGUCCGGCCAGCUCCAGACCAUCACCGUCUCCGAGGACACCACAAAGGUCCGCCCGCUCGUCGCCGGUGCCAUCUUGCGCAACGUCCAGUUCACCAAGAAGCGCUACGAGUCCUUCAUCGCCCUCCAGGACAAGCUUCACCAGAACUUGGCUCGCCAGAGGACGCUCGUCGCCAUCGGCACCCACGACCUCGACACCCUGCAGGGCCCUUUCACCUACGAAGCCCUCCCGCCCAAGGACAUCAAGUUUACGCCGCUCAACCAGACCAAGGAGAUGAAUGCCGAGGAGCUGAUGGAGUUCUACGACAAGGACAGGCACCUCGGCAAAUUCCUCCACAUCAUCCGCGACAAGCCCGUAUACCCCGUCAUCUACGACUCCAAGCGCACCGUCUGCUCGCUGCCGCCCAUCAUCAACGGCGACCACUCCAAGAUCACAGUCGACAGCAAGAAUGUCUUUAUCGAGUGCACAGCGACAGAUGCCACCAAGCUCGACAUUGUCAUCAACAUGAUGGUGUCCAUGUUCUCAGCGUAUGCCGAGGAGCCCUUCACCAUCGAGCCCGUCAAGAUCAUCUCAGAACACAACAAGCAGACCCGCAUCACCCCCAAUCUCGAGUCGCGGACACAAAAGGUUGAGAUCGACUAUCUCAACGCUUGCCUCGGUCUCUCCGAGCCCGUCGAGAACAUCUGCAAGCUCCUGACCAAGAUGGCUCUGUCCGCCAAGCCCUCGAGCGAAGACGGCCUGAUUGAUGUCUCGGUGCCGCCCACGAGAGCCGACAUCCUCCAGCGCUGCGACGUCAUGGAGGACCUGGGCAUUGCGUACGGCUUCAACAAGCUGCCUCGCAUGUCGGUGACCAAGACUGUCGGCGCUCCACUCACCAUGAACAAGCUGGCCGACAUUGUGCGCCUCGAGAGCGGCAUGGCUGGGUGGUCCGAGGUCAUGCCUCUGAUCCUGUGCAGCCACGACGAGAACUUUGCCUGGCUGAACCGCCAGGACGACGGCAAGACCUGCGUGCGCCUCGCGAACCCCAAGACCGCCGAGUACCAGAUCGUGCGGACGUCGCUGGUCCCCGGCCUGCUCAAGACGAUCCGCGAGAACAAGUACCACAGCGUGCCGAUGAAGGUGUUUGAGACUUCCGACGUCGUCUUCAAGGACGAGGCGCUCGAGCGCAAGGCCCGCAACGAGCGCCACUUCAGCGCCGCCUGGUACGGCAAGACGAGCGGCUUCGAGGAGGUCCACGGCCUGCUCGACCGCGUCAUGCUCAUGCUCCGCCAGGGCUUCCUCACCUCGGACGAGGGCCUCGCAACGGAGAAGUCGCUCGACUUCGAGGUCCGCCAGGACCACACCAGCCGCGACGGCUACUGGCUCCAGCCCAUCGACGAGCCUACCUUCUUCCCCGGCCGCGCCGCCGCCGUCUACCUCCGCAUCGACGGCAAGGCCCGCCGGAUAGGCGAGUUUGGCAUCCUCCACCCCACUGUGCUCGAGAACUUUGAGCUCCGGUACCCCGUCAGCACGCUCGAGAUCAACCUCGAGGUCUUCCUAUAG
Microdochium trichocladiopsis is the source of this 2003-nucleotide messenger RNA. RefSeq names its product phenylalanyl-tRNA synthetase. Gene Ontology annotation, biological process: phenylalanyl-tRNA aminoacylation. Gene Ontology annotation, molecular function: ATP binding; magnesium ion binding; phenylalanine-tRNA ligase activity. Lineage: Eukaryota; Fungi; Ascomycota; Sordariomycetes; Xylariales; Microdochiaceae. The transcript has 2 exons. The coding region runs from base 180 to 2003 and encodes 607 amino acids. The record is from RefSeq and is a predicted model, not a curated record. Gene Ontology annotation, cellular component: phenylalanine-tRNA ligase complex; cytoplasm.